GCAUUGUUCUCCCACACAUAGCCUUUCCUGGGACAGCUUCAAAAUGGCUGGGAACUUAGAGUAAAUUUCAUUUUAGUAAAUCUGGCUUCCAGGAGCUCUGAAACUAGGGACCAGGUGUUGUGUGUAAUGUAGUGCCUGUGUGAACUUGGGUGCAUCUGGAUUUUAAUCCGGGGCUCACAGAGCUGUCUAUAAAGUUGUGCUCCUCACAACCUAAUUUCUUUCUAAUGCUAUAAAACUUGCUUGUAAAACUGCACAAUUCAAAAGCAAAUCCUUAUUUAGACUGUGAGGAGUAGAAUUUGCUUGCCAUCAGCCUCAGCAGAGUCUUGAACUGUCCUUUUAGGUGGGAGAAAGUGCAGCACACUAUUGGCAUCAACGCCAGCAACCUAUUUUUGCACUCUAAGUAUAGCAUCAGAAACAGACCUGCUGGGGCUCUCUGGGUUGGAUUCUGGGCUCUCAGUGCUGGGAGAUCUGCCUGAAGCCGUGGGUCAAGUGUGUAAACUCUGGAAAGGGGCAUGUUCCCAACAUUUCCUGCUCAGGUCGUUGGUUGUGAGCUGUGUGGCUCUCCUUUUCUGCAGUACAGACUUUGAGGUUAUACUUGGGAGUCAAGUACCUGAAAAGAAGAAUAUGAAAAUUACAAGGGACAGACAUUUUAGCAGGGCCUUAUGUGACAGGACAAGGGGUAAUGGUUUAAGCUAAAAGAAAGGCAAUCCAGACUAGAAAUAAGGAAGGAAGUUUUUAGGAUGGCACGUUGAGACACUGGCACAGCUUCUGUUUUCUGAGCUCUGCCAAGAACUGGGAGUGAGUCUUGCUGGUAUGGGCUUUUGGGUAAGGGACUCUACUUCAAGGUCCCUAUGCAAGUCUCUUCACUUAAUAGCUUUGGAAAAAUUCACUGUGGCAUUAGCUGUUGCUUGUCCCACAUCUGUGUUUAUUUAGUGCUUUCAGAUUGAGGAUGACUGAACAUGUGAAGCCAUCUGGGUUUGAAUGGGGGCUCACUCCUUCCUCUUCUCUCUUACUAAAGUAUGAAGUUAGAUAUGUAAUAAAAACUGUAAUCACUUUGGUAUUUGGUUAAGCUUGAACUAAUGAAAGAUGGGGUAAUGAUUGCUUAUUUCCAAAUGGGUUCAAUGUUUUCUACAACUUCUUUAUUUACUCAGUGCUUAGGAAUCUUUUGGUUGUUUCUCCUGUUUUUUCUUUUUAGCCCAGGCUUUUUGCUUGGCUAAUGGCUCCCCUUAUUUGUUAUGGCCUUACCUGGUAAAAGUAGAUGCCAGUCAAAUCUCUGUUUUUUAGGUUAUACAGCUGUUCUGCUAAUGCUGUUCAUAAAGUAGCAGAAAAGACAGAAGAGCAAAGCAGGAGAGUAGAAAACAUUCUAUUUUUAGGACAAGAUUGGCUUAUCUCAUAUUUAUCCUAGCUAGGGGGGUAGUGUUUCCAGAGAUGGGAAGGGCUGCAUAAGACUGAGUUAAAAUUAACUGCCUGGCAGUCUACAAGCAUGGAGCCUGCACAAGAGCCACAGGAGCUGGGACCUCAGACAGAAAUGAUUGCAGACACAAUUCUUGAGGUUGGAGAGAGACUCUUCCAGGUCAGCCGUAGGGUGCUUUCAGUACACAGUCGAUACUUUGAAGCCAUGUUUUUUGGAGGAGCAAGAGAGAGCUCUGAACAGCACAUAGUGAUCAAAGGGAUCGAUGCAGUGCCAUUUCAGGCACUACUUGAGUUCACUCGCACAGCCCAAGUGCUCAUAGGUCAAGAAAAUGUGACCAGCUUACUGGAAACAGCUGAUUUUUUUCAGUUUGACAGGGUGAAACUGUUGUGUGAGAAAUUUCUGGAGCGAGAACUGCAUGUUUCAAACUGUCUGGGCCUGAUGACCUACUCACAGCAAUUUGCCUUUACAGAGUUGUAUGUGUCUGCUAUGAAUGUGGCUCUCACUCACUGGGGGGAUGUGAUAUGCCAGGAAGAAUUUAAGGCAUUACCCAAGGAAAUGCUGGUGCAACUCCUGAAGAGUGAUGACCUCUUCAUUUCAAGAGAGGAUGUGGUUUUUGACAGUAUUAUGAUUUGGAUAAUGGAGGACCCAGCAACAAGAGAGGAAGAAUUUCUGGAUUUGGUGGGCGAAGUCAGGGUCACUUUUCUGAGUUUGUCCUUCCUGGAUAUCUUGGUGAAACGCAGCAAGCGUGCUGGAGAGACAGAUAUCUUUUCCAGGCUAAUAAAGAAGUUAGACAGCUGUCCCCCACCCAGCUGGCAAAAUCCAAAACUGUGUCCUUGUUCUGGCCGGAGCUAUGACACCUUAUAUGUCCUGGGAGGAAAGCAUGACAAGGAACAGCAAGAAUUAUUUCUCUUUCAACCUAAAACAGGGACCUGGCAGGCUUGUUCUCCACUGCAGCGCAGGAACCUCACCCAGUAUGCAGUGGCAGCAGUAGGGAGCUUCCUUUUUGUGACAGGAGGAUAUUUCCGGGAUGAAUUUGUGUGGUACAGUGUGGACUGGGUACUCAUCUACAACUGCUUGGACAAUUGCUGGCUGGAAGGGCCAGCCAUGAAGAAGUCCCGCAAUAGCCACUGUGCAGUAGGAGUAGGGCUCUACUUGUAUGUUCUCGGAGGGAGCACAGAUGAAGGGAUAAUCCCAGCAGUGGAGCGCAUGGCUUUGAUGGAGUCAGAGUGGGAAAGCAUGAGUCCUAUGGCUCAGCCUGUGGAGAGAGGUGACGCGGUCAGUGUGGGAACCAGGAUCUAUGUGGUCUGUGGCCUGGAUGAGAAUGGACACGUGUAUGAUGGAGUGCAAAGGCUGAACACAGAGACAGACAGCUGGGAUGUCAUCUCGUUCUCCCCUCUUCCAAGGUAUGACCUCUGCAUCACAUCCCUGAAUGGGGCUCUGUACACUGUAGGAGGGGAAGCUUUUCGAUUUGAUGUAGAGACAGAUGAAUGGACCCAGGUGAAUGAGGAAUGCUUGACCAAGAAGUUCUUCAUGGGAUGCAGCACCGUGAAUGGACAAAUUUAUCUCCUUGGACAGAGGAAGGGAAACAGUGCUCUCCCCAUUGUAGUCCUCUUUGAUCCCUACACUGAUGUGUGCCAAGUCAUAGAUAACAAACUCCCUUGCCCCCUUCCUGUUCAUGGCUGUGUCUCUGUGCGAAGAUUUGAUACAUGGGCAUAAGAGUGGAAGAUCAUGUGCUUUACAGCUGAAGGGAGUUAGAUUGCAUCAACUUUGGCCUGUGACAUUUUAAAAAUUUUGCUUCUUUGUAAUUUUACCUUUUUUUUUCUACUUGACAAAUGAACUUGAAGCAAAAGCCAGUGCAAACUUUGUCUGCACAAAGGCUGCAGGUCAUUAUUGAAAAUAGUGGUUGGUAUUGUUAUGGUAUAUAAACUCCUUAGGGUUGAUGCUCAGUAAAGGGCUGUUCUGACCUUUAA
Messenger RNA from Passer domesticus (house sparrow), 3384 nucleotides. RefSeq names its product LSM7 homolog, U6 small nuclear RNA and mRNA degradation associated (gene LSM7). Gene Ontology annotation, molecular function: protein binding; RNA binding. The record is from RefSeq and is a predicted model, not a curated record. Bases 1484 to 3130 code for a protein of 548 amino acids. NCBI's taxonomy places the organism in Eukaryota, Metazoa, Chordata, Aves, Passeriformes, Passeridae. Gene Ontology annotation, cellular component: U2-type prespliceosome; U6 snRNP; U12-type spliceosomal complex. Gene Ontology annotation, biological process: nuclear-transcribed mRNA catabolic process; mRNA splicing, via spliceosome. The transcript has 3 exons.